This is a messenger RNA of Caenorhabditis remanei, 438 nucleotides long. RefSeq lists its product as uncharacterized. The coding region runs from base 1 to 438 and encodes 145 amino acids. The transcript is spliced from 2 exons. The record is from RefSeq and is a predicted model, not a curated record. NCBI's taxonomy places the organism in Eukaryota, Metazoa, Nematoda, Chromadorea, Rhabditida, Rhabditidae.
AUGCGUCUUCCAAUUCUUCUUCUCGUCUCAAUCCUCGGAUUCGUCUCCGUCUUCGGUGCUCCAACCGAUCCGGACGCCAUCGAAAUCUCCCACAACUUCUUCAAGAGAUUCAUGAAGGCUAUCAACUCAGGCGACUUGUUCCAGGUUCUCGGCAUGUUCUCCCCACAAAAAGGUGACACCAACGUCGACGCCGGCCAUCUGAUUUCCGAAUUGAAAGGUCUCCGUGUGUCCUUCCGUUCCGCCAACUUCGUCGGUGCCAAUGUGAACGUCUCCUGUGUUUUCCGUCCACCGAAAACCGAGAAAGCCGCGAAGUCCGCUGAAUUCAUCUUGGAGAAAAACGCGGAGGUCAACACCUGGUUGAUCAAGAGCAUGAGCGAUGUGAAGGGACCUAAGACUGCCCAACUUCAUCAUUUCUAUCCUCCAUUGGUCAUGGGAUAA